Molecule: messenger RNA, 6228 nt
Organism: Bemisia tabaci
Lineage: Eukaryota; Metazoa; Arthropoda; Insecta; Hemiptera; Aleyrodidae
Source: RefSeq, a predicted model, not a curated record
CUCCCCUUCGAGAUGUACACCAUUUGGCAUAGGUAUGAAUACGCAUUCAGCGAGGCGUUUUGCGUGCUGCAGGGCUACGCAGCGGAGACCUCUGCCAACGCCACGGUACUGACCAUCACGGCGUUCACUAUGGAGCGGUACGUGGCCAUCUGCCACCCCUUCCUCACGCACACCGUGUCGAAACUUUCCAGAGCCAUUUCCUUCAUCAUCGGCAUCUGGCUCCUGGCCCUAUGUCUCGCCGUCCCACAGGCGAUCCAGUUCGGGAUCGUUUACGAAUCGCGGAACGAGACCAACUCCGGGGAGUACGCGGCCUCGUGCACGAUCAAGUGGGUGCUCAUGAAGCACGCCUUCGAGAUCUCGACGUGUCUCUUCUUCAUCACCCCGAUGACCCUCAUCACGGUGCUCUACAUCCUCAUCGGCGUCAAGCUCCGCGGCUCCAAGAUGCUCAAACGCUCCUCCGUCACCAGCGUCUCCGCCGAGAGGAAGAACGUCCGCAGUCAGAACCAUGUCAUCCGCAUGCUCGUUGCAGUGGUGGUAGCUUUUUUCUUGUGUUGGGCGCCAUUUCACGCCCAAAGACUUCUUGCAGUACAUUUAGCCUCGAAUGAAAAUGAGACUCCAAACCAUGCGUUCACGAUUUUCUACAGUAUUCUGACGUAUACAUCCGGCAUUCUAUACUAUCUAUCUGCAACAAUCAACCCGCUUCUCUAUAACAUCAUGUCGAAGAAAUUCAGGGAUGCUUUUAAGAACAUGCUGGGUCAGGGGUACUGCUGCUUCGGUCGUCCGGCCCUGCAGCAGCGCAACAACUCGGUCUCGCGCGGGCACUCGGCGACGCAAUCCUACAUGGACUCGCACCUGCUCAACAACACGGUGCACACCUCGACGGAGGUGCCCAAGACGCGCUCGGGGCGGAUCAUGGCGCGGCUCUCGCUGGCCGGCGGCGGCGGACGAAGCCGGACCCCGCGGGGGCAGAGCAACGGGGCCGCCAAAGCCGCCGCCGGGGCCGGGGCCGGGCAGGAGCUCCUCCGGGGGCCCCCCAAGCCCCAGGGGCGCCCGCUCCCCAAGGCCCAGGAGCGCAACAACGCCAGCUUCAAGAGCACGCUCACUAUCAGCAACUCCAGCCUCCAGGACCUCGACGACUCCGAGUACUCCGGCCUCGAGCUGGCCAACUACAUGGGCGAACUCAACAAACAGUGACGAAGGAACGGAGAGAAGAGUGUUUUGAUAGUCGAGACCCUGUGCUAAGCCCUGCCCCCAUUCCUCAAAAUCCCCGCAAAAUCCAAGCUCAGAGUGAAUCGAUAAACGAAUCACCGAAGAAAAAAAGAUGCUGCAGUAACAUCCCGGAUGUUACGGUUGUUGAAAAAAUGUGCGACAACUCUUGGAUGUUGCCAUUGACACUCUGGCAGUCAAUGUAGCAUGAUAGGAUGCAAAGGUAUCAUCCUAGGAUGUUACUCUAACACCCAGAGAGGUAAUGACAAUAUCCAAGAGUUGUCGCACAUUUUUUUGAUCAGCGUACGCGAAAACGUCCGAUGUCCAAUACGGUGUUUCGGACUUUGAGUGGACCAUUUCGUUGAAACUUAAAGACGGAAUAUGGUUACGUUAGGAAUGUAAAACAAAUUUAUAAAUAAUCCCCUUAGUAUAAUUAAACGUUUACAAAGGAGAUCGAUCUGAAUCAUCAGUGUCGCAGGGCAAAAGAAACCCACCGCAGUUAUGAAACCCUGUAUUGGACAACGGACGUUUUCGCAUGCGUCGAUUCAGAUACGUUACGUUCGCGAUUGUUGAUCAAAAAAGAGUCGCGCCGCUCUAUUUUGAGUUGCAACACUCAUCGAUCGCAUCAAGUCCCUACUUUGAGCCCCUUAUCGUUGAAAUCGAUUUACUUUGAGCUUCCAUUUUGACGCCAUUUUGACGAGUGGAGACAGCGCUUUAGGGGGUAGACGACCGUGAUAAUACAGGAGAGUGCCUGUAUACGGGCUCAUCCAAAAGUCCUGUGCCACCUCUGUAACCCCCAAGCGUCAAGCCAUGGCAUCUGUGACGAGCGGAAACCGGGAUUCAUCAGUAAAUUUUGCGGAAAAUCAAAGAGAAAUGAGGUCUGUCGAGAAUUUCUCCAGAUAAAACAUGUAUUUUUAAAGAAAGUUAUGCAUAUUUUACCUUGAAAUUUUCAGACAUUUUAGAUUGAAUUGUGAACAUAAUCAUCUGAAAAAUUUGAAGGAAAAUACUCAUAAUUUUCCCAGGAAAUUCACUUUUUGUCGAAGGAUAUAUGUCAACGUCUGAUGGCUCAUACGGCGUUCUUCCUUAGCACGGCAGUACAGGGGUGAUGCCUCGUGCUGGGGGUGCGGGACUUUUGGAUGACCCUGUAGAUGAAGUUUUGCCACGUCUGCGGAUGGAUUUGUGUAUUUUUUGACUGUACAAGACAAACAUUUCACCAUUAGAAAAUAAGCGGGUAAGGACAGCAAUUUUUCGUCACCCUAUAGGUACUUCAAGAGGAACAAGGUUGAUACCCGAUCGAAUUGUUUUACAGCAUAACAUUAAAGAGUCAAUUAGGUACGCCGUUCAUGCUUUAUCAACCUGUGACCCUAUUAGUUGCAAUCGGCAUUUGUAACCGGGUAGUGGCGAGGCUUAAAUCAUUAGCUAUAUCGAUGUUUCCCUAUAUUUGAGACUAUUGUAAAAAAUCGAUUGUUAAAACGUGCUUUGUGAACACCUUGAUAAUCGAUCCUUUACCAUAGGUUUAAAUGGCAGGUCGUCGAUCUAUCGAAGCCUCUCACGAGAAGUCACGGGUGGUUGAAUGAGGCGACAUAUUCAAGAGCUGGGUACGUACGUGAAAUUACGAUCAAAUGCAAGUUGCCUCGCCAAUUUUCGAAGCACCUCUUCUCCCACCGUUGCACGUUCCUCUAUUAGUAGGCCGCCCACGUAUUUUAAACGAGGUGCAUCAAAGCGCACGUGACGAAUUGUUCAGUGGCAUGACGUGCUUUGCGAUAUAUCGAUUGAUCGGGCAUUUAAACCCACGGGAAUGUAUCGAUAAACAGGGUGUUUGCAGCAAACACCUUAAUACUCGAUUAUUUACCACAGCUUCAAAUGAGAAAAUAUCGAUGAAUCGCAAAGCACGCCACGCCAUUGCAAUUGUUCCGGCACAAAUUCCUCCCCGGGAACUGUCAUCCGGCCGAAAAACACGGAAUCCGUGUUUCUCAACAAUUGCACCCAACUAAGUAGGUAAUGAGCAAUUGAACAGGUAUUUCAAUCAUUGCAAUUCUGGUAUUUACAGCGUGAGUCUCACGGCCGUAGGCUUUUGGUGGAACAAUGCAGUGUUCAGGGUGCCCGAAGUCAGCCGAAACUUUAUAAUUUUCCUCACGAUAGAACGUAACACCAUUGCAAUGUUACCAAAUUUCCCCUCGCAAAUCGUACAUUAGCCAGGAAAAUCUCGGGCAUUUCUAACUGAACAUCUAUCUGAUUUUUCUCAGAUUUCAUGAAGACGAAUUUUAGAUAAAAAUUGCACGGGUGAUUUUUAAAAAUAAAUUGAUUGUUUAGGUCAAUUUGGCAACCUUGGAAUGGAAGUACGUCCCAUCCUCCGAGGGACAACGAUCCGGAAAAUUGGGAUAGGUCGGGGAGAAAAAUUGAGCUAAGGAAAAUAGGGUGACCACAGAAAGGGAUUUUGGGGGAUUUCAUUAAUAAAUGGGUUAGAAAAAAAACCUGAAAAAUGAGCGUGAAAGAGUAAUUGACCAAACAUUUUAUUAUUUAAUUCAUGAUUUAAUUAAUAUCAUUUUAUCAUAAUCGGCUAAUUUUUACUUUUCGCAUCGCGCGGUUUCAGCUUGUCUUCUAGUCGGAUCUGAAGAUCCUAAAUUAUCGUUUUUUUAUCCUGCGUUGUCUCAAAAGUCAAAUAUUUUUUUCCCCCAAAAAUUGGCCAAGGUGCAACUUUAAAAGUCGAGGCAUUCCAAUUAUAAAUUAUGUGACAUGAGACAGGACAACGAAAACGUAUCCAAACCCAAGGGGAAAGUUGUGUUCAAGGAAGUAAGGACAGAAAAUCAAGGCAAUGAAAUAAUCUAGGUCGCGAAUUGAUCUAUCAACAUUGAACGUACUUUUAGUAAGCAGAUCUAUUCAAAUGUAACAGUUUUACGUUAUAAUUGUAUUAUGUAUCCGUCAUUCCUUUCCUCCAUAAUUUAUUUGUCUCGCUAGAUGUACUUCUGUGUUUCCCCAACAUUCUCCAUGCUUUAAGUUUUCAAAUACAAAGGCGUGAUGCAGGAUUCGCAUUUCCAGUCAAAAUUAAACUUCAUCGAUCAAUCAUCUUCAGAGGUACUUAAUCAUGUUUCAUGAUUAGCAAAGAGGUCUUGCCGGAUUGUGAUGCGGUCCGUCAUGUUUCUACCUUGAAUUUACUCGUUAAAAUAAGUAAAUUUUCUGAUAAGGGGCAAAUUUGUGACUGUUUGCUUAACCGUCAACUGUGCUUUCAUGUUCACUGAGAAUUUUUAAGUUUUUAAGAGGAUCAUUGAUGCUGUCCUACCAGUUACCGGUGGCGUGUCAUGAAUUACAAUGUAUCGAUUGUUAUGCCAUUUAAACCUAUGGUAAAGAAUCAAUUAUUAAGGUUCUCGCUGCGGACACCCUGUUUAUCGAUCUUUUUCCAUAGGUUAAAAUGGCAUAACAAUCGAUUCAUCGCAAUUCACGCAACGCCACUAUGUUAUACCUUUAGUGAGGCUUGUCACUACUGUGAAGAGGUACCAUCCCUCCGUACGAUAUUCCAUCUCGAACUUUGAUAAUUAAAUGUAAUAUCUUUGUUUCGAAAUAAAAUUUUGUUGAAUUUUGAUAAUUUAACAAAUCUAUUUCAGACCAUUUAUUUUGUAAUAUAUAAUUGUGAAGUCAUAAAACGCUUAAACUGCAGAUUUUGACACAACUUUAAACCAUUGAGUAGAAGAGACUCAUCUAUAAAGAUGGUUUUAAGAAAGGCACAUCUGCCGAAGCCCUACAAUGGACCAUACGUGUUUUUGUAGAAUAACCUCGUAGAUAAAUCCCUUCUGCUCAAAAGUGACAUCAAAUUUCACUUACUUAUGGUAAAAGGAAGUAUGCCGAAAGGUAUUGGAUUGGAAGGGAUUAUGUACGUGGGAUUAGCGUGUCUCAUGAUUCCCUCUGAUUCAAAUUAAUUUGUUCAUAGUUUUUUUUUGGCAUGAAUACGUUCAAUAAUUUUAACACGGUCAGAUUAUCACCUUGCCCCAAUUCGUGUCUAUUUCAACCAUACAUGUGGCAUCGUUAUGGUCAGUUCCAGCUCAAUCACAAGGAUUGAAACAUGUCGUCGAAUUUCUAUCACUUUACUCUUCUCUUCGUUAACUGUCAAUAUCCAUCAAUCAAUUAGUCAAAUAUGUUAAAUGUGGCCUAUGAACAAGCCCAAUUAAUAAGGCAUGAUGUCAAGUCAAAUGAUUUAUCAAACGCCUAUGUGCUCCAUUCAAUUUCACCGGGUUAUUAAAUAUCCUAAAUUUUCUUUUUCAUUUUAAGAAAAACAAUGUGACACAGAAGUGGUAAUCCGCAGUGAAUUUUAUUUUUUCACUUUUGACUGGGUCCCUAUUUAUGUAGCUAUCAAUUUCUUACUGCAUACCGAUUAUAAAAAGAUUACCUCUGAGAGCAGGCAUAUUUGGACUGAUACAUUUUAAAAGAGUUACAGCUACUCCACUAAAAACAAGCAGUAAACACUUGCGGUCUAAAGUUUCACAAACACAAAUAUACGGUAACCAGUUUCAAAAGGUUUUACGGAGUGCUAUACUUUCUAGAUCCAGAGUCAACCUUGGCAUGUGCUUAGUAAAGAUCGGAUCAAACGUAUCAACCCUUACCAUAAAACAUAGUAAGCUGUAUUCCAAAUUUUGGUCGUUAGGUGUACCACUAUGGGAUAUGAUACUAUUAUGAUGUGUCUGUUUUUUCCAUGUUUAUGUUUAAGUAUGAAAAUGAAAAAUUACUCCUCGGGUGAAAAGCGCAUUCAGAAAUCUUACAAUUUUUCGGGGACUUCAUUAACAUAGAACUAGAAUCGUAGGCGUUUGAUAAACGGUUGAUUUCACAAAAUGCCUCGAAGAAAACUAUAUUUUGUUGUUGAUCGUGUAUAUCAUGUACAUUGUUAAAAUGUGUGACUGAUUUGGUGAUAAAGAUGUGAAUGUCGUAUAAAUAUGGUUAAUAUUGUAAAUACCGAGAGAGUUUUAGCAUGGUUCAUUAUUUUCUAAUCAUGUCUAGUGCUUAAGACGAACUAAAAUAUAAUUUUGAAUAAAA